This is a messenger RNA of Micropterus dolomieu (smallmouth bass), 2932 nucleotides long. RefSeq names its product RAB4a, member RAS oncogene family (gene rab4a). Gene Ontology annotation, biological process: regulation of endocytosis; Rab protein signal transduction. Gene Ontology annotation, cellular component: endosome. NCBI's taxonomy places the organism in Eukaryota, Metazoa, Chordata, Actinopteri, Centrarchiformes, Centrarchidae. The record is from RefSeq and is a predicted model, not a curated record. The coding region runs from base 142 to 783 and encodes 213 amino acids. The transcript has 8 exons. Gene Ontology annotation, molecular function: GTP binding; GTPase activity.
AGUUGGAGGGGAAAAUUAGCUGGACUCCGCGGAAAUCAUCAACAGGACUAUUUUCCUUUUCUUAGCUAGCUAUUCAUUUGUCAACUUCUAUUUACCCUACUUCUGUCCCUUCAUUUUUGCUGUCAAAACGCCACAGUGGCGAUGUCGGAGUCAUACGAUUUCCUGUUUAAAUUCCUGGUGAUUGGGAACGCUGGAACAGGCAAAUCCUGUCUGCUGCACCAGUUCAUAGAGAAGAGAUUCAAGGAUGAAUCUAACCACACUAUUGGUGUGGAGUUUGGCUCUAAGAUCAUCAACGUGGUCAACAAAAUGGUCAAGCUGCAGAUUUGGGACACUGCAGGACAAGAACGUUUCAGGUCUGUGACCAGGAGUUACUACAGAGGAGCAGCAGGAGCCCUGCUGGUCUAUGAUAUCACCAGUCGAGAGACUUACAACGCUCUGACCACGUGGUUGAGCGAUGCCAGGAUGCUGGCCAGUCAGAACAUCGUCAUCAUCCUGUGUGGAAACAAGAAGGACCUGGACGCUGACAGAGAGGUGACGUUCCUGGAGGCUUCGCGCUUCGCUCAGGAGAACGAGCUGAUGUUCCUGGAGACCAGCGCUCUGACUGGGGAGAACGUUGAAGAGGCCUUUGUUCAGUGCGCUCGGAAAAUCCUCAACAAGAUAGAGUCAGGUGAGCUGGAUCCAGAGAGGAUGGGUUCAGGGAUCCAGUAUGGGGACGCUGCGUUACGUCAGCUUCGUUCUCCCCGUCGUGCUCAGCCGCAGGGCACCCAGGAGUGCGGCUGCUAGUGGACGUACGCGCCCACUAACACACACACACAGACAAGUGUGUUUCAGACAGGCUUGUGAAAACCAGAAGAAGAACAGCCACGGGGGACCCAAACAACCUUGGGUUCAGGUUGCUAUGCUGGUGACUCCUCUCUGACCUUUGACCUUCGCACGGAACCUUCGGAACCUUUUGAACCUUCGUUGUAAUGGCAGCACCUGCAGAGAGCUAAAAAAGACUUCCCAGCCACGACCCCCCCCACUCUCAGAACGUUGGGCAUCUUCAAGGUAACCAGAGACCCACCUACUUUCUGCUCCAUGAUUGGACCAAAACCACCCCAGCCCUCCAAUCAGGGUGGGAAUUAUUGACGUGUAACUUCUCUCCAUCUCUCUCUCUCUUACUUUUCUACUUGCCUUUACCUGCUUACUACAGAAGCGCAUUGCAUUCACCAAAGAAAAAAAAAAUCAGACACCUUAUCUCGUAAUUUAUUUUCUUUGGGGAAUGCAAUGCGCUUCCGCAGCUUCCUGCCCAACUUAGUACAUUUUCAUUUUGUCACUCAUCCCCGUCUACCUUCCAGCUACACGACUUAAAGUAACACUCUACAUUUUGGGUAACUUGCUGUCUUGCCUUUUUGUGUUCAAAUUAAAACAGGAUAAGGCAUGUUAAUCAGUUGGCUUCAAAGUGUUGGUAGGUGGAUUAUUUUAUUGAGUAGCGAGCCAGGUUAGCCUUUUCCUCCUUCUUUCAGUCUUUAAGCUAAGCUAAGCUAAUUGCCUCCUGGCCUCAGCUUGAUACUUUGCGCAUAGACAUGAGGUAUUUAUUUUCUCAUCUAACUCUUGGCAAGAAAACAAUUUUCUCAAAUUUUUGAAUUAUCCCUUAUACCACAUACAUAUUUUAAAACGCUCCUAUCCUCGUUGUUUUAAACACACCACUAACAGUCUACUGACUACACAUUUUGCACUCCCUGUAUGCAUAUUUCACUCCCUUCUCACAAACUUUCUCCCAGUAAAGUGCCCCCAGCUGGCAAAUUUACGCUUUGUCCUCUACCACCCUCCAUCCCUACAUUUCUUUCAUCGUUUACAUCCCAUCACUCCGUCUGUUACCUUAUUACACAUCUGCUUACCUGUCUACCUGCCCAUCUCUUUACAUAGCUCUCUGCCUUUCUAAAUCUCUCCUGCAUCUUAUACACUGUACAGUGUUUAUGUAUAUAGAGAUUGACGCAUGUUUUCUCAAACUGAAUAUCAGAGUAUUUCAUUAUGAAGAGAUAUUAUGUGUAUAUUAAAAUAGAGAUCAUAUCCAGCAUCCGUUUCUUGCUCCACUGUAUUGUUAUUAUUAUCAUGUUAAGCUUCAAUACACUGGCCACUUGCAAGCAGUAUAGAUGGACAGUACUGUUUGCAGCAAUGCUGUUUAUUUGUAAAUGGGACAAGCUGAUGUGAAUCACAUUACGGACUAACACAUUUAUAUUGGAAAAUGCAGUUUUAUCAUGUCCAAGCUCAUAGAUUAAAAAAAGAGACAGAAGCAGCCUGACAUAUCCCGAGCAUACGUUUGGCCUCCUUUUAUAGUUCAUUUAAAUCGUUUGUGUGUGUGUAAAAGUGUCAUAUUUUAUUUUACAAUGGCACCAUUCAGUUAAGUGACUAAUCUGACGUCUUUAUCCAAAGGAUUCCAGUUCGCGCUCUCUCAUUUAUAAAUGAUGCCUGUUUACAUGAACCUCACUGACUGCUGCCAGCAGAGGGGUGAUACUAACUGAAUGCAUUUCAACUUUUAGCAAUGGUGAGAAACUGUCUGAUGUGUGUUUUUAAUUUUUUUAUUUGUCUCCGAAGACACUUUUAUGUCUCCUGUUUUAAACUUUGAAACAGUUCAGCUGCAUAAAGCUCUUGACAAAAAGACACUUAUUUGAUUUAGGCUUAGAGGCGUGUUAGUUGGUGUAUUCAAGCAUCAUAUCAUGUUGUUAUGUUUUUAUUUUCUACAUUUUUGCCCCUUACAAAUUAUGAAUUUAACUUUUAAAUCAAGCACAUUAGAAAUGUUUCACAUUAAAUCUGGUCUGAUAAUGGCUUUGGCUGAUCCACAUCAGGUUGUUGUCUUGUGUUUAUGUCAAGUUUAUAUUUAUGUGUGUCUGUUUUUCUCUUGUCAUUAUGAAUAUCAUGGAUUUUUAAUUUAUUGUGGAUGAUAAAGGCA